Molecule: messenger RNA, 2066 nt
Organism: Aureobasidium pullulans EXF-150
Lineage: Eukaryota; Fungi; Ascomycota; Dothideomycetes; Dothideales; Saccotheciaceae
Exons: 5
Coding region: 1-2034 (677 amino acids)
Source: RefSeq, a predicted model, not a curated record
AUGGCCGUAGCAUCGGCAUAUAUGGCGUCCUCUGGAGCAUUGAAUUCUGCAUUCAGCCCAUUCACUGACUCUCCGAGCUCGCCUGUUUUAUAUCAGUCUGACUUUCCCGACAGGUCUUUAACCACGUCAGAUACUCUGGCACCUCCCCCGUCGCCAUAUCCCCAACAGAUUGAGCCUUCGCCUACAGACUCCAAUGGUACCGAGAGUACAGACAUCGAAGAGGAUGUUCAAGAUGAGGUUGAGGAUACCACUGUAGGCACUGCAGCACAAUGCAGUCGGUCUCAGAGCCGAGAGAGUCUCGUCAGACUAGACACGACCAUCGCUUUACUGUCACGAUCCAAUUCAGACGAGGCACCUUCGUCGGUGAUACAUGCGCCUCCUGGUUUCGUAGAGCUUGAUAAAUCGCACCGACUGAGCUCGCAAAGUAGCACCAGCACAUCUAAUCGUCAUUUCGAUGUCACCAGCACCUCCCCGAGCACCCCUGAUGCAGCUGUGGGCCCUAACGACAAACGCAUGUCGUCUGUCACAUUACCGUUGGAUACAAAUAUACCGCCAGAGCAAGGUACCGACAGGCCUACUCCACGAGCUCAAACUCGACAGGAAUCGGACGAUGAGUGGAAGAGACGAUCUCGGCGGACAUCGAGUCUCGAAGACAUCCCAGAGACGACCCUCGGUAGCCGUAGCUUCGGCGAAACCAACGACUCCCGGCCUCGAUCUUACUCGGAAGAUGAAGUUUCGGAACUGCGAUUGGCACUAAAAGAAUGUUGGACCCUCUGCAACACUCUUUCCAACCUGAGCUCUAAUCACCGCCAGCGCAUGUUUACGGGAUCUGGACCGGACAGUUUGCAGGAGCAUGCAUGGCGAAGCUGCUGGUACCUCUGCAAGCAGCUAUACGAAUCAUACGAUAAUCGCUCCCAGACCGUCUCUUCUAUCCUAGAAACAUGUCGUGAGUUUUGUCAGGCUCUGUUCGAUGUUCGGCUACGCGGUGAUGAGUCUAUAGACUCUGUCUUAAGAGUCAGCUUCGAGAUGAACAACCAUCUCUACAAUACACAUGAUCGCAACCUUCCGGAAUCGUUCAGAGAAAGAACCCUGGAUUUCCAUGUCACCUUGUGCCAUCGAAUGAUGAAACAGCAAACUUCACUAUCUCGAGAGACUGAUGCAUUACUGAGAGCUUGCUGGUCCUUGGCUGAAACACUCUUCAACCUAAGGCAGGGGAGUCGAGAUGCAAGAAGGUUUGACGAAAUGCUUGCUUCUGCUAUCCAAGCUUGCUGGGAUUUGUCAGAUAUAUUCAGGGAAGGUUGGAGUCAUCUCCGUCCCGACAGGAGUACACCACGUCCUACUCAAGUUGGGUUCCCGCCUUCAGUGUCGCAUUACUCGACUGGACAAUCCGAUCGAGCUCCCUCCAGUCUUAGCAGCGAGUAUCACGACGCACCAUCGCUACCACCAGAAACGCCUACCACAAUCUUCGACGACGCAACUACAGCCUCGUCUCCUGAAUCAGUCGACGUACCUAACAUUCUGGUACUUGGACCCGCUCCCCCUAUAAGCUCCAGUGGCUCAGCACGGGGAGCCAAACAUCACGACCGAUGGUCCAGUAAUGCAUCAACACUGAGCGAUUACUCAGAGUCUGCAAAUUCGCAGCGCACUUCAUCCACCGCACGCGCAAACUCUGACGGCAAGCAUCUCCUUCGCUUGCGUUGCCUUAUCCUCAGGGCUGCUAUCAACACCGGCUUCUCUCGGACAUCUGGUCAGUCGCUUUCCUCGUACGUCAAAUCACUUCCACCGAACACAUUUGGCAACUCGACAUGGCAAAUUCAGCUACUCGAACAUUAUAAACAUCUGGUCACUGCCGAUAAAAGUCUGCAAUCUGCGGCAACGAUGCCUAGUCGAAGUCUUACUGCUUUAGAGGUCGCCAAAGCGGUUGUGUGGUUAAGCAGAAGUGAAGAUUGGAGGUGGUUGAAAGAUCUCUAUUGCUCAGUCAUGGGAUUCGACGUGGAAGAAGCUGAAGUCAGAGGUGGAUUUUUCCAGAUUUGAUUACAUGAUGCUCCCUGAACGGCACAUGAACU